AUGGGGCGAAGAGGCGAGCUAACCUCUAUGCAGCAGACUUUCUGCUACUGCUUCGACCAGUGCCCACAAUUCUCCCGAUCGCCGACUUCCUUCAGUCCGUCUCGUCUCGACGCGGUCUUUGGCGCACGGCUCGUUUCACCCCCGGUGGUGCACGCUGCGGCGAAAAGGGCCCGCCGGGGGAGAUGCAACUGGUGCGGGGCACCGACGACGACAACCUGUGCCGAUGAACUUCCGCGUGCACCCACCGAGAGACGGCGCCGACGACGGGCGCUCCUCCAGGCGUCGUUCGGCCGCACGCUGCUUGCAGCCUCGCGUAGCAAGCCCAUCACUUCUCUCGCACAGCACGAUUGCGGACAGUCGGUCUGGAUUACAAGUACUGCCCACGGGUGGUGGCUUUUCUCGUCGAAUGCAAAGGCAUUAGCUGCAGCACUCUGGCAGGUUCAUCUAACCAAUAUGCUAGAGAGCAUCCAGCACCGCGCCACCCGGACACUGUUCACCCACUUCGGCAGCAGCCGCGACGUACUUCCACGGUAUGAGGCACGACUGCAACGCUUUGGAUGGCAGACGCUCCAGCACCGGCUCACUGUCACCCGUGUAGGCCUUCUCUGCCGCUUCCUCGAUUGA
Dermacentor silvarum is the source of this 624-nucleotide messenger RNA. RefSeq lists its product as uncharacterized. The record is from RefSeq and is a predicted model, not a curated record. The transcript has 4 exons. Lineage: Eukaryota; Metazoa; Arthropoda; Arachnida; Ixodida; Ixodidae. The coding region runs from base 1 to 624 and encodes 207 amino acids.